AUGUCGGACUCGGACGUGAACCCCAUUCCCGGGGACCCCGUGACACUACCUUUCACGUCGUGUCACGUGUUGAAAAGGUUCUGUGGGAUGCGGAGCGAGAGGCAGUCACCCCAUUUGCCAGAAGUGCGUGCCAUUCUUGAUGACGCCCGGGUCACUCACCUGGCACGGCGUGGGGAAAUUUCACAGAGCGCUUUUCACGCCUUCACUCUCUCUCUCCUUUCUCAGGGUGCUCCAAAGCCGCUGACGACGGUGGUUGGGGUCGCCAGCCACCAGAAAAUCUCGAUCUUGAUAUCGGAGAGCGAUUUGGAUGACGAAAGAACCGAUGCGGUUCCCAGUUUUGAAACACCCCGUGCGAGUCCCCUCACGACGAAAUAUGCCUUGCUCGACGAGAGGGACAUCAGUCUGGUGCAGCACUUCGCGUUCGAGGCCAAGGUGGAGAUCGAUCGGGACGGGAACGGCGCCAAGAUCUUCGCCUACUGCUAUGACAUGAAUCGGGGGCGAGCAUCCGGCCAAUACGUUCACGAACUCUUGUGGGAGAAACACCGGGGCGGGAUAGCUCCGGGGUUCAAGGUGAUUCACAAGAACAAUGUAACAGUGGACAACCGACUGGAGAACCUAGUACUGGUCCCUCUUCACGUUAAACAAUGGUCUGAGGUCGAGAAAGAAGACAGCCAGAGCAACCUGUAUUGGGCGGCCAUUCAGCAACUCCCUGUCGAUCCAGUAGAAGAGGUACUUGCCUUCAGGUUUUUGUCAUUUCUACUUCACUUUUAA
This is a messenger RNA of Darwinula stevensoni, 771 nucleotides long. Lineage: Eukaryota; Metazoa; Arthropoda; Ostracoda; Podocopida; Darwinulidae. The record is from the annotation of a GenBank genome assembly.